This is a messenger RNA of Selaginella moellendorffii, 2187 nucleotides long. RefSeq names its product soluble starch synthase 1, chloroplastic/amyloplastic-like. The coding region runs from base 174 to 2177 and encodes 667 amino acids. Gene Ontology annotation, cellular component: chloroplast. The record is from RefSeq and is a predicted model, not a curated record. Gene Ontology annotation, molecular function: alpha-1,4-glucan glucosyltransferase (UDP-glucose donor) activity. NCBI's taxonomy places the organism in Eukaryota, Viridiplantae, Streptophyta, Lycopodiopsida, Selaginellales, Selaginellaceae. The transcript has 15 exons.
AACCCUUGAUGCCUCUCUUUUCUGUGAGCGCGGCAAUAUUUCUUGAUCCGUGGCGACUGAUCGCUGUAGCGCGGCGCUGCGAUCCUACAUGCGCGCCGAGCGAUCGCCAAGGUGAGGGCAAUGCUAGCAAGAAGGUAGAGCAAGGAGAGAGGAGGAUCGAGGCCUGACAGGGUAUGGCUCUCUGGAACUGGUCGACGCUCGAGUCAUUGCUAGCGUCUAGUAGCGGAUUUGCAUCGUCUUGCUCGACCGUGACGAAUGGGAAGGUCGCCGAUUCUUCCGUGUCGUUUGUCACGCACCAGCCGGCGUUUGGGAGCAUCAGGUCGAGGAAGGAGAGAAAGAAAUCCCAGCGCGCUCAUUCUUCGCCAAACUGGAGGUCCAAGCGGAUUUUUUCCUUUGGAACCAAUGACACCAUCCUCCAAAACGAUCUCCUUUCUGGAGAUAUACCGGACUUGAAGAUGCUACUGCAGAGCAAGCAGGUUCUUCAGAAGGAAGAUCUGCCCCCUAUCACGAUCAUCGAUCCGUCCACGACUGCCACAGGUAAAGUGAGCGAUCUAGUUCCACCAUCUUCCGAGGGAACAAAGGAUGACAAAGGCCAUCAAAUUCAAGCCGGCACCAGGAAAUCCAAGCAACAGGCUCGAAAGACAUAUAACAUUGUCUUUGUUGCUGCCGAAGUCGCUCCUUACUCGAAGGUUGGCGGUUUGAGUGAUGUCUGCGGUUCACUGCCUGUGGUACUUGCUGCUCGUGGCCAUCGGGUUAUGGUGGUUUCUCCCCGUUAUAUGAAUGGUGUGACGGAUCAUAGAUACUCUGGGGCUUACGAUGCUCAGUGUCGUAUCAGGAUUGGCUGCUUCAGCGGACAGCAUGAAGUUGCGUUCUUUCACGAGUACAAAGACGGUGUUGACUGGGUCUUUGUCGACCAUUGUUGCUAUCACAGACCAGGGAAUCCAUACGGCGAUGGUCGUGGUGCUUUCGGAGACAACCAGUUUCGGUACACGCUACUUUGCUAUGCCGCGUGUGAAGCUCCUCUUGUUCUUCCGUUGGGAGGCUACAUCUACGGAGACAACUGCAUUUUUCUUGCAAACGAUUGGCAUGCAAGCCUUGUGCCAGUUCUGCUAGCUGCUAAAUAUCGUCGUCACGGGGUGUAUCUAGGAGCUCGUUCGAUAGUGGUUAUUCACAACAUUACUCAUCAGGGAUGUGAACCAGGGACGACGUACGCUCAACUCGGACUUCCUCCUGAAUGGUAUGGAGCUCUGGAGUGGGUUUUCCCAACCUGGGCCAGAAAGCAUGCCUUUGACAAGGGGGAAGCUGUAAAUCAUCUAAAAGGUGGACUUGUGACAGCUGAUCGGAUUGUCACCGUUAGCGAGGGUUAUGCCUGGGAAAUAACCACGUCUGAAGGAGGAUAUGGUCUUGAUGGGCUAUUACGUAGUCGAAAAAUUGUCAUUAGCGGUAUCACCAACGGCAUUAACAUGGCGGAAUGGGAUCCUAUUUGUGACAAACAAAUCGCUGCUCACUACUCCUUUCAAAAUCUUUCUGGAAAGGCUGCGUGCAAAGCAAGCUUUCAGAAGGAACUGGGCCUGGCCGUUCGUCCCGAUGUUCCUCUUAUUGGAUUCAUUGGCCGGCUUGACUUUCAAAAAGGUCCUGAUCUUCUACAAGCAGCUCUACCAGCAUUGAUGACAGACGAUAUACAAAUGGUAAUGCUUGGUUCUGGCGAUGCUGCCAUGGAGUCGUGGAUGCGAUGGGCCGAGUCGCAUUACAGGGACAAGUUUCGAGGCUGGGUUGGCUUCAAUGUACCUCUUACUCAUCGCCUUAUCGCGGGGUGCGACAUCCUUGUGAUGCCUUCAAGAUUUGAGCCGUGUGGAUUGACUCAACUCUAUGCCAUGAGAUAUGGCACGAUACCUGUUGUGCAUUGUACUGGCGGGCUGCGAGAUACUGUGGAAGACUUCCAUCCGUUUGCAAACAAUGGCCAAGGUGCUGGGACGGGCUGGACGUUCUAUCCUUGCACAAAGGACGCAAUGCUGGGGGUUUUGUGGACGGCCAUUGGUACAUACCGGCACCACAAAGAUUCAUGGAAGAGCAUAAUGCGCAGAGCUAUGUCUCAAGACUACUCUUGGGAUCGAGCAGCGGCGAAGUACGAGCAGCUGUUCGAAUGGGCUACGAUAGAUAGGCCAUACACAUCGUAGAGGCUGUGGC